CCGUGACCUUAUUCGCUGUGUAUGUAACGUUGGAGGAAAAUGACUGAACAGAGAUGUGAUUGUUCCGUUUUGCUUUCGACACCAGUGAACUGUUGGCUCGCUUUAACGACUUAACAGCGAGAAUAAGGACCACAGUAAAGCUGUCUAACUACCGGAAUGUCGUUACAAUCGGAAACGACAGUCGGUUAUUUAGUGAAUUUCGUCAGACAGACUUCAGGUGAUGCUAAACGGCCAUCCAACUAACGUUAAACGAAAUUAGCCCGUAUGUCGGUUAUUGGACAGCCUCUGUUCUUCUGCCUUUCAGCUGUUUGCUACAUGACAGUCGACGUCUUUGUCCGUUAAUUAACGCCAGGUGUGAAGCAGUAGCUGUAACGUUAGUUGCUUUACUGGGACCCUUCGGUGGCGUUGACAGCCACGUCAGCUAACGUUAGCUUAACGCUAGUUACAUCUACACAGCCUGUGUUAGACUGCGAGCAGCUGGGCUGUUGGUUUGUGCUGUGAUUCGUAUUAUACAAGCUAAACGCUAAGAGAAGUCUUCCGAGACAAUGGCUCCUAUGGGUAUCCGGCUGUCACCGCUCGGUGUGGCGGUGUUCUGCCUCCUAGGAGUCGGUGUCAUCUACCACCUGUACGCAGGGGUCAUCUCCAACCGCCUGGCUGCUUUCAGACAGAGAAGAACAGUGGAUCUGAGGGAGCUGCUGGCUGUCUCAGUGGAGGCUGCAGUGCUAGGUGGCACAGAGGUGAAGAAGGUGCGUGAAGAAAAUGGCCUGAAAGAGAAGUCAAAGGGCAAGACAAGGGAGGGAGCCAAUGAGCUUCUGACUAUGGGUGACCUGCAGUCUCAUAGAAAGAUGUUUAACCUCAUAAGCAACACCUUCCCUGAAGUCACGGUGAACAGUGAGGAACAUGACAGCAUGGUGGAUAAGGCCGCAGCCUGGAGCCGGGACAUUCCAGCUGACAUACGAGACAAGAUAGACGGCGGCAAAGACGUUCCUGCUGAGAGUGUCACUGUGUGGAUCGAUCCUCUAGAUGCUACGCAGGAAUAUACAGAGAAUCUACCACAGUAUGUGACCACAAUGGUAUGUGUGGCUGUAGAUGGUAAACCAAUCAUCGGGGUCAUACACCAGCCAUUUACUGGGUUCACUGCCUGGGCGUUUGUAGGUCAGGCGUCAAACAUGCGUCCCCGGUCAGCCUACAGUAUCAGCCCUCCAAAGGUGAUUGUGUCACGUUCCCACUCUGGAAAAGUUAAAAGUUUUGUUCAGGAUGCUUUUGGAAACAGCACAACAGUCAUAGGAGCAGGUGGAGCAGGAUAUAAGGUCCUGUCACUUUUGGAGAUGCCUACCAGUGAAACAGCUCCUAUGGAACAGGCAGACAUUUACAUCCACGUCACAUAUAUUAAAAAGUGGGACAUCUGCGCUGGUGCUGCAAUACUGAAUGCACUGGGAGGCCACAUGACAACCGUGAAGGGAGAGGACAUCGACUACAGUGGAACACCAGUCAACAAAGGAGGACUGGUGGCCAGUGUUGGUGUGGACCAUAAGGCCAUACUGGAGAAGCUACCAAACUUGGAACCUGAAAAGCACUGAGAGAAACAAACACAGAGCCAUUGGUAGUUUGGUCAGGUUGUGGUAAGGGCAACAUGUGGCAGCCCUUUUCUAUAACUGAGAAUGUGCUGCAAAUAUAACCAUGCCCGUAUGAUUUCAUCAUCGUGGGACACCAAACAUCCGCCACUCAGAUGGAUUGGAGUCACCGGCACAGGCCACUGAGCAGGACUGUGGAACCAACAUGGCUGCCACUGGAAACUGCAACGGCUGACACAAUGGCUCUGAAUGCACAGUCCUGUACAUGCAUACAUAUGUGCAGCUAGGAGAAAUGGUACACCUUCCUCUUCAUGUGCAUAUAUACACAAACACAUGCUCACAGUGAACACUGGACAGCCACCCUCCCCAAGUCCCUGCACCUUCAGAUGCUCUAAUGACUCUAAUGUGAAAUGUUAAACUGAGGAGCACAAUGCUGAACAUUACAGCAGAACCAAUGGAGUGACUGAGUCGAUUAUGUUUCAUUAUUUGGUCCCAUCGUCAUCACAUGUGAUUCCAUUGAAAACACAAGAGUAGGAAACACCAUGUAUUCCUCACAUGCACAGUUUCAUUCACAUCAGCUGAGGUCAGUUAGUGGAUCAACAAGCUAUCAGGAUCAGGAAACUCACCUGACAGGAAACAAUGAGCCUCAGUGCCCUAAAAAACAAAUAUGGGAUUACUGCUCACUGGAUUCAUCAACAGACCAUUUGUUCACCAGCACCAUUAUACCGCAACAGUUCACGUCACACAGUCUCAAAGUGGUCUGCUGCUUUAAAGUUGUUAGCUGAGGCAGCAACAAGAGCUUUUCAAAUUUGGAUUGGCAAUCAACACUACAACCAUGAGUGUCGGCUCCGCCAGAAGACAUUUACCCCACAUAAGUCACAGAAAUGUUUUAUUUGUUGGCCUUGCCCACGCUGUAGAUGCAGGUCUGUCAAACUCUGGGUCAGGACCAGUGUAGUAUUUUUUUUUUUAAAGAGCCUGGGCUCCAGUAUAAAUGCAUUGAUUUGAUCUUCCCUCAUCCUUGUUUACCCUCACCCUCUUGUUUUGAGAGAUUUUUGAAGUAGUCCCAUCUCAGUAAGCAGAAAACUUUACCAAGCAAAACUCAAGAGGGAAAGUUCCACUUUUAGAGAGUAACAACCACAAAUUUUAUUGUUGGUUAGUUGACAUGAGUCUGAGAAAGUGUUUGCAAAAAAAGUGAACUGCUAAAAUUGGCUGAACAAGUCCAACUCAAACAAUAGUAAAUUAAUGGUAGACUACAUUAUUUCUCAAGUCACGGCAAGGGCUGGAAGGGAUUAGAUUUACUAAGUUAUUAAUUUCACUGAAAUAUGUUAUAGCCAAAAAGGCAGAAAAGAGUGUGAUGGUCAUGGGGACCUUUUGAAGCAAAAGUAGUUUAUUUUCUUUCUUUUUUUUUUCUAGGAAAGAUUUUGGGCUGAUUAAACCUAUUCUCAGGUUUGGGUGUGGGAAUUUGAUACCUACCAAGUCUAUCAAGAGCAGAAGCAGGGAAGUUGAAGGGAUGCUUAAUGUCUGGCAGUGAGUGCAGAGAUGGAGAUGGAAGAUGAAAAGUGAUAGAAAAGUGUUUAAUGAACCUAAAAGAUUCUGUAUGCGACAUUCAGAGCAUUAAUGUAGCAUCAAACAACUAUUUGCUGUGUAAAGAUAUAGUGGAGUAUUGGUGUCCUGAACAGAGAAUGAAGUCACACUCUGUGUGUGUUGUAAUCCCAGCUCUGCUCAUUUCUGUGCUAGACAGUCCAGCGGGGUGUGCGCAUGUGAGUCCCUGUGUGUGUUCAUACUACGACUACCACUGAUGAUGCCAUCCAAACCCACAGUGGCAGAACAGUGUUUUUGUGUAGUGCCCACCCUCCAGUUGUCCUCAUUGACUAAAAAUAAUAGACGAAGCUACUGACAUACUGACAUCACCCAUUGGUUUGUGUACUCCUGUUUUGAAGCCCAGAGUUCAGCAUUUCAGCUGUCGCCAUCUUGGUUUUUUAGAGCCAGAAGUGACCAUAUUUGUGUGAGAGGAUGGAGCUGUGGAGGAGCAAGGGAUGGAUCUGAAAAGCCGAGGAAACUAUCAACAGAUCAUCCCUUAAUUAUGCUUAACUUCAAGUCUUAUUAAUAUAUAGUUAUAUAAAAAGUCACCCCUCAUACAGUUGGCAUGAAGGGAGAGAUUAGCUAUAGAGACUAAAACUGUUUAUUGUACCAGGCUGGAACUUCUGGAACCAGCCUCAAGUGGCCAUUCAAAGAACGGAAAUUUUUGGCACUUCUGUGUUGGCUUCAUUUCUCAGACUCUCAGUCAUAGUUAUGCUCUGAAUGUCACAUACAGCCCCGUAACCCUGAGCAGAGGGUCAGUCAGAAUAACUUAAAACGUGCAAACAUGUUUUUAUCUUCCUCAACAUCCUGUAAAUGCUUGCAAUGAGCUGGACUGAUCUGAAGUCAUUAAGCACCUUCCCAGUCUGUUUCUCCACACAUCAUCACCUCUCCAGUCCAAAAACACUAUUGGUUGGACUGGUGCAUGUCUCAGUGAGUUAAGAGCAGGGGAUCAGCUCUCAGGCUGACCAUUGGAUGUGUUUGCCGCUGAUGAGAACAAUGUAUAAAAACAAGUCCCAAUAUGUACAGUCACAUUCAGGACUUAAACACUGACCAAUUGCCACAUGGGCAGUUGGUCAUUACAGAAGAAAAGCAUUUGUGUUUCAGUGAUGUCACCAUAUGGAAGUUUAGAAAAAAAAACAAGACUAACCAAGCUGGAUCAGAACACUUCCUCCUCACUGUUUGCAAACCAUUUCUGUUACUUGAUACUGUGCUGUGCACUAUCAAAUACUGCAGAUUUCAUUGAUGUAAAAGUGAUACCCUGGUACUAGUCAUAUUUUGUUGAAGACUGGACUGUAUGCUGUGUUGGACAUGUGCUUGCAUGGUUUUAUAUUCUGAUUAACCUUUGGAACACUUUUCACCCUCACCGGCUCUAUCAAUCCCUAUUUCUGUGGACUACUGUAGGUCUUUCUGUACUGUCUGAUGUAAGCUCAUGUCAGUGUCUUGAAGAAGAUAGACUUACAAGUGACCUGUUUAAUGUUCAGUUUGUCUCAGCAGCCUUUGUAUGAUAACCUUGUAUAGAUACAACAUGUGUAUAGAGGUUAAGAGUUAAAUGUUUAUUCAACAUGUAUUGCUCAGACUGAAGAUAAUAGGUGACGACUAGGAGUAGCCAUUAGCAGGUUCAGCACCUAUUCUGGAUGGUGUUAUGCUCGACUCAAGGAGACAACAGGACACAGCUUUCGGUCUCAAAGCCCGAGCUGUUGCACCUACAAGAGGUCGGGUCUUCAAGUGCUACAUUUCAGUUUUAUGAUUCGAGUGCCUUUGAUCGUUGUCCUAAGAUGAAAGUGUUAGCCACAGCUCUCAACAUGAUUUCUGUAGAUGUUGCUAUGGUAACGAUGGAUAAUAUGCAAGGGUAAUGCUGCAAUACCAAUUUAAGUGGUAUUACAGUGACAUGGAAAUCACAUGGGUAAUAUAGUUUUGUUGGGGUGGAGAUAUGAGUGAUGUACAUUCUCUCAAUCUGGGAUUAUGCUGCUUGUGUGCUGUUAGAAAGAAGUGGUUGAGUACAAAUCAGAGUUAUGGAUUAAAGGGGAACUCCAUUAAUUUUACAUAAUAUGAAGUCAUAGUGUGUUUACAGGUGUUGGGGAGUACUACUGCAUAUUUGAAAAAUGUUGAAUAAAGUCUUUUGUGGCUCCAGAGGGAGCUGUGUGUGAAAUCUGA
Epinephelus lanceolatus (giant grouper) is the source of this 5309-nucleotide messenger RNA. It is a transcript of the gene bpnt2, whose product is annotated as 3'(2'), 5'-bisphosphate nucleotidase 2. Gene Ontology annotation, molecular function: 3'-nucleotidase activity. Lineage: Eukaryota; Metazoa; Chordata; Actinopteri; Perciformes; Serranidae. The record is from RefSeq and is a predicted model, not a curated record. Gene Ontology annotation, biological process: phosphatidylinositol phosphate biosynthetic process. Gene Ontology annotation, cellular component: endomembrane system.